Molecule: messenger RNA, 354 nt
Organism: Adineta steineri
Lineage: Eukaryota; Metazoa; Rotifera; Eurotatoria; Adinetida; Adinetidae
Source: the annotation of a GenBank genome assembly
AUGAUGACAAAUACGAUAGUAUUCCAGGAUAUUCUUCAUGAACUUGAUAAUGAUCUUGAAAUAGAAGGAAAAGAAUAUAAUUUAGAUAGUUUCUAUUUAAACUUUAAACAUGAAAGACAAGAGACCGAUCAAAAUCAAUCUCAAUCUCAACCAAUAUUAAUAUCAGAAGAAUCAAUUAUAAAAGAGAAGAAUUUCUUUUUUUUUGACAUACCAAAUUAUCUAUCUCUAUCGAAUAUCACUUUACAAGCAACAUUUCUAUCUGAAUUAUGUAUUUAUUUUAAACCGAUUAAUUUCAAAGAUUUACAACAAUUAUGUAUGUUAACUCUAUCAAAUGUCUAUUAUUCAUUUACAUAA